Messenger RNA from Daphnia pulex (common water flea), 6838 nucleotides. It is a transcript of the gene Rabex-5, whose product is annotated as rab5 GDP/GTP exchange factor-like. NCBI's taxonomy places the organism in Eukaryota, Metazoa, Arthropoda, Branchiopoda, Diplostraca, Daphniidae. The record is from RefSeq and is a predicted model, not a curated record. The coding region runs from base 4379 to 6334 and encodes 651 amino acids. Gene Ontology annotation, cellular component: endocytic vesicle; cytosol. Gene Ontology annotation, biological process: vesicle-mediated transport. Gene Ontology annotation, molecular function: zinc ion binding; DNA binding; small GTPase binding. The transcript has 10 exons.
AAAGACGAUGAACGGCCAGGAGAAUCGCCCCGGAUGACGGCCGGACAAGAGAUUGCGUCACAAAUAAAAAGAUAAAGAAAUGGGAUUCGUCUGAGGAAGCGAAAGAAGGAAGAAGAAAUUGCAGACACAACUUUCAACAAAAAUUACAAAACGAAAAAGGAAAUUUAAAAAAUAAGGUCGGAAAAAACAUUUUUUUUUGUUACACCCCCUCCGUUUAUUUGCCAAUGUUAUAACCCUCCUCACCAGAAAGCCACACACACACACACAUAUACCAUUUUUUGAUUAUUUUUCUAAUCUUAUCUGAAACUUGUGGAUAAGACGGAAAGGAUAACAAGCGAUCUCUCCAAUUUCCCUUGUUAACUCUCGAAUUAAUUUUUUCGCUAUUUUGACAAAUAUCCUCCUCCUCCGCAAAUGACACGGUAGUUUCUCUCCUUCUUCUUGACUUUUUCCUCUUCGUAGUCGUAGCGAAAAAAACAAACAAAAAAAUGGUAGAGGCGAAAUUGAAAAAACAUUUUUUUGAAAUUAUUUUUUUCGAAUUUGGCGCGCAGCUCGUAGUCGAUGACGGUAGACAAACUUACACAACUUAAUCUUUACGUAGUCUUUAUUUAGAUAAUACCCACCCCCUACCCCCUGAAAAACAUUUAUUAUUGGACAUUUUUUUUUCGACUAUUUACCGAAAAAAGGGAGGGAAUUUAUUUCGUGUAAAAAUUUGAUCCAUACUCAAUUAUCGACAACAACAAAAAAAGAGGAAAAGAAAAAUCCCAAAAAAAUUAUCUAUUUGGAAUUUUUUGGGGCCUCUUUGACAAUGGCCAUAUUAUAUAAUAUUUGCUGCUCCCACAAAUUUAAACUGAACUAAAAAAAAAAAUCCCAUCGUGUUCGUGUGUGUAUGUGUGUGUCAUUUACCUGUUCAAUUUCUCUGAUCGUGUGUUGAUUUUCCCUCUCCAAUCUUUUUUUUGGAUUAUUUCCCAAAUUGUUUCUGUUAUAUUCCCCCCCGCCCAAUUUGUAUCACGUAAUCAGAUGUUUUCUUUAUUCCUUUUUCGGCCUUGAUCCCAAAAUAUUCUCCAAUUGAAUCGCUCCGAUAGACUCGGCCGAUUCGAAUGAAUAAUCCACACACACACACACAACACAGCCAAAAAAAAAUUGCGAAAGAAAAGAAUCAGAAGAAAAAAACGGCAGCUAAAAUCAAUAAAUCGAGUAAUAAUAAUAAUUAAAAUUUAGCUGGAACGACAAAAGGUGUGGUUUUCCCUCCCCCAAAAAUUUUAGUAAAAUUUUUUUUUUUUUUUUUUAAUUUGUUUCGGUAGUGCCAAUUUUUUUGUCAAAAAACUCAGCCGAUCAUUUUUGUUUGAAAAUUCCUUCCUCUUGUAAACAAAAUGAAAUUCUCUUGGCGGCGACGACGACGACGAGACGGAAAGAAAGAAGAAAAAUGUUGUUUUUUCAGGUGUGUCACAAAGGUCACGUGACGUUUACUACCGACUGUGAUAGGCGGAACCAACGCCUUCUCUCUAGUAAAAACUAGCAGCUAGAGUUGAGUAAAAACAGUAAUAGUAGUCUACGAGGUUUUGUUUGCUCUUAUUUUAUCCGCCUUCCGCCUUUUUCUCCGUCACCUCCUGGUGGGGUUCCAACAAAAAUGAAAAGAUUUUUACUCCUCAACUCGUUUGUUUCAAUCAAAACUAAACGGAUAUACAACGACACACGCGCAUUUUUUUACGUUUCAACUUUUUGUAGGAGGGACGGACGGUGGCGGGAAAUUUGAAAAAUGGAAGCGGAAAUAAAGGGAAAGAAAACCCGUGGAAGUAAAAAGCAGAGAAACUUUUUUAAAAACUUACACAGAAAUUAACCAGAAAUAAAUAACUUUUUUUUUUUUCGUUUUUUGGCUCCUCCCGAGAGAUCAAACAGGAAAAAAAAAAAUUUAAAAAUGUUUUUAGCCAAAAAAUCGAUUUUAAAAUAAAUAAAAAGACCCAACCGAGAAAAAUGUUAAUGAAAUCUUUUUUUGAGAGCCCGUUAGGAUGUUGUUGGUAGCCGUUUCUCGCUGUAGAGCAGAGUAGUAGACACAGAGGACACAGAGAAUUUUACGAAAACAAAACAAAAAAAAAUCAUUUUUUUAUUCAACCCAAUUUUUGUGUUUUUAUCUCCCCCACCACCAAAUUCAUUUACAGCCUGAACAAAAAAAAAAGUUUAAAAUUUUUUCGAUGACUCGCGCCAAACACAAAAAAUUUAAAUCAUCUCUCAGCAAUUCAUUUGAUAUGAAUUUUUGAUACAUUUUAUUCAUUUGGGGUGAGAACUUAAUUAUUCAGCGCAGAGAGAGAGAGAGGGAAAUUAAGAAAGAGAGUUUUUAAAGUGAAUUACGAGCUAUGCAAAAUAACAAAAUUUUUAUUUCGAGAUUACAAAAAAGUUUAGUUUUUUAGUCUUUUAAUUAUUUUUCGGGGGAAUAUGUGGCGUCGAUAUCAAAAGAUUCUUUUUUUUUUUAAAUUGUUAUCCCCCACACCGCCUUUUUUUUAUUUUUGAAAUUUUUCAUCAGGAAAUUUGAAAUUUUUUUUCGCGCCAUUUUAUCAAUUUCAAUUUUUUAAAAAAUCGUCGAUCUCGUCAAGAAGACACGCGUGUGUGUGAAUGAGUUAACACUAAAAAAAAGGGAAUUAUAUUUUUUGGAUUAUUUUCUUCCCCUCUCUCUCCACUCUUCUCACUCUCUCUCUCUCUCACGCUCUUUCGUUAGAUGAACCUUUGCGUUUAGUGUGGCCGCAUCAAGUCAAAUGAAAAAUAAAAUAAAAAAAUUAAAUCACCGAUUAAUGACACAGGAAAAAUGAAUAUCGAUUGGAUGAAAAUAUACGAAUUUUAAAACGAUGAAACACACAUAACCAAUCAAAUACCCCUCGGCCCUUUUUUCUUCAUAUUCUGACAUUUUCAUUUGCCAAAUUGUGUUUUUUUUCGACUUUUAAAUUUAAUUUGUUUCAAAGGGUGGAAGGGUUUUUGAUUCUUUUAUGUGUGCGUCGAGACGAUUUUUUUUUUAUAAAUUGAUUACAAAAAAAAAGUAGUUGGAAAUUUGCGGCCGGUAGCUAUUCUCCUCCUCCAAAUGUGUUUUCUUUUUAAUUUACCUUUCUUCAAUGGCAAUAAUGCAUUCAAUUUGAUGACAUAACCAUUCUGUUUUUCUCUUUCUCCUCCCAUUAUCAUUAUCUCUCUCUCUCCCCCCAAAACGGUUGAAAAUUGUUGAUCAAUUGUUUCUCGUGUUGAAAUUUUUUCGCCCAUUUUGCCACUUUUCAAUAUUUUCCACCUCCUCCUCCCAUAUCUCUCCCCCCUUUCAAAAUUGUUUUAUUGUGUCUCUUUCAAAUGGAGCCGCCAAGGUGUGGGAGGGGGUGGGGCUCAUUUGCAUGAAUUCUUGCCCUACAUAAUAAUAAUAUGCCACCACCAACUGACACGACAACUACAACAAAACACACAAUCUCCUGAACCGAAUCGCGAAAAAAAAAAUAAUACGAAAAAAACUCCCACCCCCUCCCCUUUUCCCCCACCCCCUGUAUAACCUCAGGAUUUUUCAUCCCAAAACAUUUUUAAUUUGACAAAAUGUUUGUGUGCGUUUGUUUGUUUGUUUGUUUUUGUGAGUGUGUGUGUGUGUGUGUGUUUCACAUUUGUUAAAAAACACGAUUUGAUGAUGAUGAUGAUGAUGACAUAACAUUUGUUUGGGUGUAUCUUUAUUACCACCCACCUCUCUCCCCUCCCUCAGCCCCCAACGAUUUUUCAAGAUGCAAAAAAUUAAAAAAAAAAAAAAAAAUUAAUUUUCAUUUUUUCAGUUUGCCAAAAAAAAAAUGUUUUUGAAAUUUACAAAAAAUUUGAAUUUUUUUUUUCUUUGAACCUUUUGCCUUUUUCCUCCCACAUUUUUUUGUUUUUCUGUUUGGUGGUCAAAUUAAUUUUUUUUUUCUGUUUCCUCCUCCCUUCCUCCUCCAUGCCGUUUGUUGAAAAUGAAUGGGCAAUAAAAUUGACAGCAAUAAGCACCUUUUGUUUUUGUCCACCAUUUCUUUCUAGACGUUUAGUGUCGUCACAACACAGGGUCCGACACCUCUUUUUAACUUUUCAUAAUUCAUCGAGUGGAACAGUUUUUGUUUCGUGAUUUUUCCAGGGGUGUUUACACGUGUGUGGGUGACAAGUUUCGGAUGUGCUUAGAACGUUUGAUGGUGGGGGUGAAUAAGUAAGUCGAUUCCCGUGGGAUUUAUUUACGACCGUGCUCUCCCGGUGGACAACUUUCUGGUUUUUAUUGUAUUUUGUGUCGGUAAGUUAAAAGACCGGAACCCCGAAUAAACCUGCCGAUAAAUCUGUACCGGGAAACCGUGCAACGUAGUUAACGAGCUAAUACAAACCGAGCUAGGAGAAACGAGCGACGCGUUACGGAAUGGAGUCGGGAGGGAGUCGCUCGUCUCGUUCAGGACAUGGCCCUAAACUUCACAUUCCUCAGUCUGAUUUAAUAUGUAAAACUGGUUGUGGGUUUUUUGGGAAUAUCGCGUGGCAAGGCUACUGCUCAAAGUGCUACAAAGAGUAUUUCCUGCAAAGGCAGCAGCAUCAGGCGGCUUUUGUCCCCUCACCGUCAAGUUCUCUUGGGCGCAAAGUUGAGAGAUCGCAGAGUGAUGCAAGCACAUUCUUCAACAAACCAGAGAGCCAUUCUUCGACACUUCCCCGCCAUGGAUUUUCCAGGUUUGAAGAGAAAAAGAGGCAUAAUCAAGAGAUGAGGACAACAGCCGUCAAGUCACUCUUCAGGAAGACACCCACCAAGGGUUUGGGGAGCCCGAAAUCAAAAGACAAGAGAGCCCUCAGUCCGGAAUCCCAUUCAGCCAUUAUAGAAUUGGAUCAAUUUCUGCAAACACUACCACAAAACGCUGCCCAUCACGCCUACAGUUUCUUGAGAAUGCAAGCCCAAAAACUGGACGGUCUAGUAUCAUCUGGGGUCCUCACUCCUUUGGAGAUAUCUGACAGGGUUCACAACAUUUAUCAAGUCUUUGACGAAAAGCUGAAAACUCAUUCAGGUUUCUUGGACAUGACCAACAGCUCGAUGGAAUCCUUGUUAGAUCACAGUGAACGUUACCUGACUCGACUGUUGUACAAAAAAUUGUUUUGCCCUCACACCUGCGAUGACGAAGAACGUGAUUUGGCCGUUCAGAAACGUAUCCGUAGUUUGAAUUGGAUUUCGGCCCCACUUCUCGACUGUCGAAUCAACGAACUUGAUUCUAAAGUUCGAGAUAUCCUCGAGAAGGCCAUCACGCAUCUCAUUGAAAUGGACGGCCAGAGAGCACCUCAGGACAAGCUGGCAUCGAUUAUAAAUUGUAGCAAGUUGGUGUUUGAAAUGUUGGGAUUGUCCCACAAUUCAAAUGCCGAUCAAUCACGAACUCGUGCGGAAGAAGAAUCCGGCGAAGGUCAGACGAAAGAAAUGACCGAAGGUGAUGCGGUAGAGCCAACUGUUUACAGUUCGCACCCAGUGAGUGCCGAUGAUUUCCUGCCGGCGCUCAUUUACGUAGUGUUGCGUGCCAAUCCACCACGCAUUCAUUCCAAUCUCAAUUUCAUCACGAGAUUUGCGGCCCCUGGUCGAUUGCUCCAGGGCGAGGGUGGAUACUACUUCACCAACUUGUGUUGUGCCGUUUCUUUUUUAGAAAACUUGACGAGCGAUUCGUUGGGAUUGUCGAGCGAGGAAUUUGACCGUUACAUGAGUGGCAAGUCCAUUCCAUUUGCGUCGCUUCAAGCCGGUGUGAUGGUGUCGGAGGGUUUACGUCUCAUGUACCAAAACAUGUCGACCCUGUCGGAGCUGAAACACAAGCAGACAAACCUCCAGCAGCAAAUCCUCGAGCUGAAAAGCGACAUGGAAAUCUUCAACGAAUGUGUGGGCAAGGAAGUGGUGGAGUGUUUGCAACAGUUUCCCGUCCAGAUUCGGGGCAAACGAGCUCCAAUCAAACCUGAUGAGGUGCAGCCCAAUGAGAGUGAUACUCUCAAGCUGCUGCCUCCUCCGUUGCUUCCGCAUAAAAUCAGCGCAGAGUCUGCCCUUCCGCCCUUGGUGGAUUCGAUAUCAUCCAAUUUGGAGCAUCUCGUGCCGGACGUAGCCGCAGCUGCACCCGUGGGACGCAGGGUGGCGGCCACCGACAAUCUACUGGACGGAUCGAUCCAGGAACUUGAUCUGCUGGCUCUUAAUGAACUGUCGAUAAGUUGCUCGUCCUCUGGAGAGCCAAACACUCUGCUGCUGGAGACGACUACAGACGACGACCCGUUUAGUUCACUUUCUCUGACCGUUCAAGGCCGGAUCAUUCCGUGUAUUCCUUGCGAAAACAUUUCACCCACUGGCCAACAACUCCCUCCCUCCAACUAAAAACUCCCACCUCAAUAGUUUUUGUUUUAAUGAUUUGAUUUCGUUUUUCCCAAUCGAAAUGAAAAUAACAAACAAAAAACAAUUGAAAAAGAACAACUACUAGACAGGGAAUGUAAUAUCCCGUUACCCUUUGCGAGUUCAACUCUAUUGUGUAAUUUAAAUCACCUUAACGAAUUUGCAUGAUGUGCUUUUUUCCAUAAUAUUUCCCGGGCAGCAUUAGAGUGAAACGCGAUGACUGCUAACGUUUUUAACAAACACAUUUUUCUCCCCUUCUCUUCCUAUUCUAGUCUCUCUUAUCUCAAUGCUAUUCCUCUGCCCUUGGUCAUCCGCAAAUAAUUAUCUUUGUUUUCCAAAGAGUCGUUUGAGUAUUUUUCCAGUUCAAAGCGAAAACAGUGAAACUGUUGGGAUUGCGGAUGAUUCUUUUGCAUGAUUCGUCUUGCAGGAUGAAUGUCUGUGGGCAAUGUGAACAUCGUGAAAGAGAUUCAAUAGAAUUUUACUCGUGUA